Cydia strobilella is the source of this 552-nucleotide messenger RNA. RefSeq lists its product as uncharacterized. Bases 1 to 552 code for a protein of 183 amino acids. The transcript has a single exon. NCBI's taxonomy places the organism in Eukaryota, Metazoa, Arthropoda, Insecta, Lepidoptera, Tortricidae. The record is from RefSeq and is a predicted model, not a curated record.
AUGAUUUUCAAAGCGGGGUCCAAUUGUCCGUCUAGCGUUCCUCCUGUGUAUCUCAACGGAGCACCUUUGAAGCGCGUUCACAAAUUUAAAUACUUGGGACAUGUGCUGACUGAUGAUUUGAUCGACGACUCUGAUAUUGAAAGGGAACGGAGAGCGUUGUCAGUUCGUGCCAAUAUGAUUGCCCGCAGGUUUGCCAGCUGCUCGAAUAACGUGAAGGUCACACUGUUCCGUGCAUUUUGCACAUCAUUCUACACAUGCAGCCUGUGGGUUAAGUAUACACAAAAGGCAUACAACGCCCUCCGUGUCCAAUACAAUGAUGCCUUCAGGGCGCUGCUGCGGCUGCCGCGGUUUUGCAGCGCCUCAGGUAUGUUCGCGGAGGCGCGCGUGGAUUGUUUUUACGCCACCAUGCGCAAGAGGGCUUGGUCAGCUGCCUGCCGCGUGCGCACCAGUGGCAGCGCCCUACUAGCGGUUGUCGCGGACCGACUUGACUCUCCAUUUGUGAGACACUGGUUGUCAUUGCAUGCACCAGUGUCUCAAAAUUGGGCGAAAUAA